Messenger RNA from Ostrinia furnacalis (Asian corn borer), 1277 nucleotides. It is a transcript of the gene SelR, whose product is annotated as methionine sulfoxide reductase SelR. The transcript is spliced from 4 exons. Gene Ontology annotation, biological process: response to oxidative stress; protein repair. Gene Ontology annotation, cellular component: cytoplasm. The coding region runs from base 135 to 671 and encodes 178 amino acids. NCBI's taxonomy places the organism in Eukaryota, Metazoa, Arthropoda, Insecta, Lepidoptera, Crambidae. The record is from RefSeq and is a predicted model, not a curated record. Gene Ontology annotation, molecular function: peptide-methionine (R)-S-oxide reductase activity.
GACACAAAUUCAGUUAAAAAAUCGCUUUUUUUGGGCUUCAAAGGUGGAAUUUACUGUCCUAUUUAUCUUAUCACUCUAGUUAAACAUUUCAUAUUGCGUAAUUAUUUAAGAUAACAUAUUAGGUAAUGUAAGUUAUGCGUUUAUUACUGAGACCUAUCGUUGUAAUCAGACAAAUUCUACAACCAAAUAGAAGUAUCCAGUUGAGACAUCCCUUUACAACAGCGCUUGUUUGGAGAGCCAUGGAAGAUAAAGAGUCGCUAAAGAAACGUCUGACACCAAUACAAUAUCAUGUCACACAAGAAGCGGGUACUGAAAGACCUUACACAGGAUGUUACAACAAAUUUUAUGAAGAUGGCAUGUAUGUGUGUGUAGUCUGCAGACAAGAUUUAUUUACUUCUAAAACUAAAUAUGACUCUGGGUGUGGCUGGCCGGCUUUCAAUGAUGUGCUUGCCAAGGAGAAGGUCACUCUUCACCAGGACACAAGUGCAGUUGGAGCAAAUAUAUUACUGGUUUUAACACGGCCAGGUUUGGUGCGAACUGAGGUGCGAUGCUCCAAGUGCUCCGCUCACCUGGGACACGUGUUCGAUGACGGGCCGGCGCCCACCAAGAAACGUUUUUGCAUUAAUUCCGCGUCGUUGGACUUCAUACCGGCUGAACAACGUAAAGACUAAAAUAAUUGUGAUUAAACGAUGAAAUUACAAAUAUAACAAAAUUUCAUUAUUACUACAUUUUGUGCUUUUAUAAAAAUGUACUAUCACGGACGCGUACCCUGUACACGUACCGCCUAGAAUAAAGUUUCUUUGAAUGUAAUAUUCUUUUGUGAAAUUCCGUCUUUAUGUGCAGCUUAAUUAACAAUCACUUGUUUUUUGUAAGCCGAUUGAAUUUUAAUAGUCAUUUACCGUUAAUCUACCUGGCGAUCUAUAUUAUGAUUACAAUGAUGAUACCUACCUGUUACCCUACGUUUGUGAUUAAUUAAAAUGAUAUUAACAACUGUAACUAUCAGUAGGUACCCGUGUCAGCAUUUAAUAUUCAGUUUGUAAUACAUGUGAAUAAUAUAAUUAGUAGAUAGAAGAUAAAUGAAUAAUAUUCAUUAUAAGUAAAUAAUUUAUUAAAUUGCUUUGUUACCAUAACGAGUCAUAGUUUACAAUCUGUUUCGUUUUUUGUUUUGAUAAAAUUUAUGCUUGCAUCAGUACAAAUCGAUUUUCAGCGUUGUUUUUGUUACGUAAUGUAAGUGUAAACUGAAGAAGGUUUUAAUAAAUAUUUUUGUAAUGAUUGCA